This is a messenger RNA of Vanessa tameamea, 1749 nucleotides long. RefSeq names its product lysophospholipid acyltransferase 5 (gene nes). Gene Ontology annotation, cellular component: membrane. Gene Ontology annotation, biological process: phosphatidylcholine biosynthetic process; lipid modification. The record is from RefSeq and is a predicted model, not a curated record. Bases 308 to 1744 code for a protein of 478 amino acids. Gene Ontology annotation, molecular function: 1-acylglycerophosphocholine O-acyltransferase activity; lysophospholipid acyltransferase activity. The transcript is spliced from 4 exons. NCBI's taxonomy places the organism in Eukaryota, Metazoa, Arthropoda, Insecta, Lepidoptera, Nymphalidae.
AUUAAUGUACUGUAAUAGCAACAUCAUCGAUUUGUCACAAAUUUUCUUUUGGAAAUGAUUAUUGCUUACACACAUAAAGUGUGUCCUACUUUUUACUAAACUCAUAAACUGACCUUUAAUACUCAACAUUCAGUCUUUGUAGCAUUCUUAAUUUCUAAUUAUUCUUUAAUUGUUUCUUAUUUCUACCUAGUAUUUCAUUGUUGGCAUACGUGUUUUAUUAAUUAUUCAAAAAUAUAUGGUCUAUGUUACCUUUUAGUACUGAAACUGUGAAGCAGCAACUUCAAAAUUUAUUCCAGGAAAUAUCAUCAUGAUUGGCCUCUUUUUAUCUCUGCUAAGCUGGAUCGGACUCAGCCCGGUACCAUUAGCAGCCUACCUGAUUGGCACAACAGAGCCAGCAUUAAAACUUUUAAUUUCUAUCCUACUAGGAUACCCUUUAGGUAUUAUAUAUAACAAAUAUGUGAGAGAGUACAAAGAAUACAGAAAUAUUUACUUUAUUGUGACUGGUCUGGACAUUGCCUUAUACAAUUUUGGUUUAUCUUUCUACCACAAUGUGCUACCAGCUGUUGUUAUAUAUUUGAGUACAAAAUUGUUAGGACCUGGUAAACACAAUGCAAUUAUAACAUUUAUUUUCAAUAUGACAUAUCUAUUGGUUGGAUAUGUAUUAACAGAAUCAGAAGAUUAUGAUAUAACUUGGACAAUGCCUCAUUGUGUUCUGACCUUAAAAUUAAUAGCACUCUCUUUUGAUCUUUGGGAUGGAAAAAAAAUGCUAAAGGGAGAGAAACUAUCGGAAACUAACAAAAAAACAGCUCUGGAAUCGACACCUCAGUUUCCGGAAUUAAUUGGGUUCCUUUAUUUCCCUGCAUGUUUCCUCGUGGGCCCAAUAUUUUCAUUUAGACGAUACCUCGACUUUAUAUCUGACAAAUUUCCUAUUGAGAAAGAAGCCCAUUCUUUGGAAGAUCAAGCUAUGAAGAGACUUGUGCAGGGUUUAAGCUAUUUAGUGGCUUUUCAAGUUGGAAUAUCAGUGUUUAGUAUGAAAUAUAUGCUCUCUGAUGAGUUUUGGGAGACAUCAAUAAUAUAUCGUCACUUUUACAGUGGCUUAUGGGCACAUUUUGCUCUAUAUAAAUACAUAGCAUGCUGGCUACUGACCGAAGCCUCUUGUAUCCGUUUUGGAUUAUCAUAUAACGGGAAAAAGAAAACAGAGAUGGGAGAAGUGUCACAAUGGGAUGGUUGUAACAAUAUAAAACUUAUGAGAUUCGAAGGUGCAACUAAAUUUCAACAUUACAUAGACAGCUUCAAUUGCAACACAAAUCAUUUUGCAGCUGAGUACAUCUACAAGCGUCUCAAGUUUUUGGGUAAUAGAAAUCUCAGUCAAUUUUUCACUCUAUUUUUCCUGGCUGUCUGGCAUGGUACUCGUUCAGGUUACUAUGUGACAUUUUUCAAUGAGUUUAUUAUAAUAUAUAUGGAAAAAGAAUUGGAAAGCAUAAUAACUAAAACUGAAAUUUACAAUAAACUCUGGGCCUCUAAUGCUAAAUACUUGCUGUAUGGUUUACUUAAAACUUAUACUAUAGUUUUCAUGGGAUGGAGUUUGAUUCCAUUUGAUGUCAAAGUAUUUUCAAAGUGGUGGCGAGUAUAUGCCAGCUUAUAUUUCUCUGGUUUUAUGCUCUUCUUGCCUUGGGCAUUAAUUUAUAAGCCUGCUGUAAUUAAAAUAGUUAAAAUGAUAUCACCACCAUCAAAAGAAAACUAAAAAAU